Messenger RNA from Artibeus jamaicensis (Jamaican fruit-eating bat), 2858 nucleotides. It is a transcript of the gene WDR5, whose product is annotated as WD repeat domain 5. NCBI's taxonomy places the organism in Eukaryota, Metazoa, Chordata, Mammalia, Chiroptera, Phyllostomidae. The transcript has 14 exons. Bases 211 to 1215 code for a protein of 334 amino acids. The record is from RefSeq and is a predicted model, not a curated record. Gene Ontology annotation, molecular function: histone binding. Gene Ontology annotation, cellular component: Set1C/COMPASS complex.
UCCGCGCACGCGCACUGCGGCUCCGCGCCGACUAGUCGAGCUCGGCCCGGCUCCCGCCCAGUCGGCGGCCAGCGCGACUCCCGGAGCGCCUGCUGCCGUCCGCCACGGCCCGGGAGGUCCCGAUUAGCGGACGCCCCACUGUGAGUCCUCUGUCCGGAGCUGCACGCCUCUCCGCCUGGCCUCCCACCCUGCCCGGUGGGCCUCAGAGCCAUGGCGACGGAGGAGAAGAAGCCGGAGACCGAGGCUGCCAGAGCCCAGCCCACCCCUUCCUCGUCGGCCACACAGAGCAAGCCUACGCCCGUGAAACCAAACUAUGCUCUGAAGUUCACCCUGGCUGGCCACACGAAAGCUGUGUCCUCUGUGAAGUUCAGCCCCAAUGGCGAGUGGCUGGCGAGUUCCUCUGCAGACAAACUCAUUAAGGUCUGGGGCGCCUACGAUGGGAAGUUUGAGAAAACCAUAUCCGGGCACAAACUGGGAAUAUCAGACGUGGCCUGGUCCUCAGACUCCAACCUCCUGGUCUCCGCCUCAGACGACAAAACCCUGAAGAUCUGGGACGUGAGCUCGGGGAAGUGCCUGAAGACCCUGAAGGGGCACAGCAACUACGUCUUCUGCUGCAACUUCAACCCGCAGUCCAACCUCAUCGUCUCGGGCUCCUUUGACGAGAGCGUGCGGAUAUGGGACGUGAAGACCGGGAAGUGUCUCAAGACUCUGCCGGCUCACUCGGACCCCGUCUCAGCUGUGCACUUCAACCGUGACGGGUCCCUGAUCGUGUCCAGCAGCUACGACGGACUCUGCCGGAUCUGGGACACCGCCUCUGGCCAGUGCCUGAAGACGCUGAUUGAUGACGACAACCCCCCUGUGUCCUUCGUGAAGUUCUCUCCCAACGGCAAGUACAUCCUGGCCGCGACCUUGGACAACACACUGAAGCUCUGGGACUACAGCAAAGGGAAGUGCCUGAAGACGUACACCGGGCACAAGAACGAGAAGUACUGCAUCUUCGCCAACUUCUCGGUCACCGGCGGCAAGUGGAUUGUGUCGGGCUCGGAGGACAACCUGGUCUACAUCUGGAACCUGCAGACGAAGGAGAUCGUGCAGAAGCUGCAGGGCCACACAGACGUCGUGAUCUCGACGGCCUGCCACCCGACGGAGAACAUCAUCGCCUCGGCCGCCCUGGAGAAUGACAAGACCAUCAAGCUCUGGAAGAGUGACUGCUAGGCCCCAGGGCCACGGGGCCACCAGGAGGCCGCCGGGUUGGCAAGGAGCGAGGCGUCUCGGGGGCUCCCGGGUCCCGGCCGGGGCACCUGGGAGGGCCCGGACUUGAGCUGCCUCUGAAGAGGAUGAGCCGAGGGGAGGUGUUACCAUCAGAAAGUUCCAGGAGGCAUUUCCUGCCAGUUCCUCUCACACUGUCUGGGGCAGAGUUCCUAAUCUGUGUUGUGUUCAAACAGUCCACGAAAAUUUAAUUUUUUAUUACAGAGGGUGAGGUGAAGUUCAGUUUAUCGAGAGUUGCGUGUUUUCCAGUAAAUGUUCUGUGCUGUUCUCCAUGUCUCAUUGCCCAGUCGCUGCCCGGUGCUCCGGCCCCGCCUCCGCGGCCCCGCCCUGUGCAGCGGACACUGUCCCGAUGAGCCAAACCCCCCCCUUCCUGCUGCAGCGGUCCCUGUGGGAGGCUGUGUCUGCGAGACCCCUCUGGUCAGGGGCCCUGUCCCCGUGUCGGUGGCUCUCCGUGGCCCCUGCACGGGUCCCUGGUGCUCACACAGCCGCAGCCCCGGACUGAGGAGGCGUCUCCACUGCUUCUGCGCUGCAGGAGGUGGGAGGACUCAGUCAAGGACAGGCUCCUCCAGUGGCACGUCCUUCUGUCCUUGUCCCCAGGAGCUUGGGGCCGCCGGGGGACGCGCUCUUAGGGGCGUCCUUGCUGCAGUGGAGGCGGAGCCCUGAAACGCCCAAGGGAACACGGCAGACGCUCUCUGCUGGCUGGGGCGCCGAGGCCCCGGUCCCUCGUUCCAGGCUUGGGCUCCGCUCUGCGGGGCGUGAACGGGCGCCCGGCCUACUGCCGGCUGAGGCCAGGCGGGCUCCUGGGGCCCUCGGCGGCCAGCUGCUCACAGGUUGCUGGUGUCACUCUCCUGCCCAUCCCUCCCCGCUGGCCUUCUGUCCACAGUGGUGGGCAUGGGGCAGGGACUGGAAACUGCCGCCAGUCCACGGGACCCCUGCGUGGAGCGAGGUCCCCCCUGGGGUGUGAACCCAGUCUGCCAGCCCCGAGACCUCUGGUGGAAGCGCAGGGGAGGCCCAGUCCUGCCUGGGGCGAUGGGCUUGGUGGUGGUCUCUCCCUUUCCAAGGCCACGUCCCGGUUCUGGGCUGGACAGUGCCAAGUGGUGGACAAAGCCUGGGGCCUUCGGGCAGGCAGGCGGGCGAGGAUGUGGGGGCGCCCCCAGGCUUCAGGGGCACCUCCGGGGCCCUGUUGCACGGUGAGCGUGGCGGCUCUAAAGGCCUCCGGGAACGGGCUGCCCCCAGUCCCCGUCUUCUGGAGGUGGGAGCCCUCGGGCUGCCUGUCGGGGUGGGGGGUGGACGGCCGCAUGGUGUGGGUCAGCCACUCGGGCUGGGACCUGCCCUUGCAGCGCGUUCUGAUAGGCAAAGCCGAGGUCCCGUGUCGGCGUCCGGCGGCGUGGCUCCGUCCUGGGGCCUGCGGAGGGACGCCCAGGCCCCUUGGUUCUGUGGGUGCUGCUGUUGGUUGGCCGGGCGGUGGCAGGGUGUGUGUGGAGCACUGUCCCCUUGAAUAUAGUGUAUUUUUUCUACUUUGGAAUUCUCUGUUGUAGAUUUAUGUAAAAAUGCAUUCUUUUUGAAAAUAAAGAUUUUCAUGUCUUUUA